Macrosiphum euphorbiae (potato aphid) is the source of this 528-nucleotide messenger RNA. NCBI's taxonomy places the organism in Eukaryota, Metazoa, Arthropoda, Insecta, Hemiptera, Aphididae. The record is from the annotation of a GenBank genome assembly.
AUGAGAGAGUUGGGCCGUAUGUUUAGGACCUAUUGUCAUUUCAAGCACUCUAACUGGCCCCAAUAUGUUCCAUAUAUUGAGUGGACCUUAAACAACGUCUAUCACGAGUCCACUGCCCACACUCCCUCAGAACUUUUCCUCAGAGAUACCCCACACAACCCCCUUUCACAAUUUAUACACUUUCCUAAUAAUGAUUUUCCUCCAAAUUAUAAACAUAAAUUAACACUAGCCCAUGAAAUACAGUUAACAAAAUCCGAAGACCGUAAGAAACGUCAUGAUAAAACAAUUAAUGCUCCCCUUUUCAAAAUUAACGAUCUCGUCCUUGUAAAAACACACCGUUUAAGUAGUCAAAUUGAUAAAAAAAUCUCCAAAUUUUUCCUUCUGUAUGAUGGUCCCUAUAAAAUUAAAAGUAUCAAGACUGUAAAUGCUUAUAAAUUAGUUGGUCCGGAUGAUGAUACCCCACGAGGUACCCAUAAUGUUGUUCACCUAAAGCCGUACAAACCAUCCACCAUGGCAACACUACUCUAA